ACUGCGUUGUCCAUCAAACUUGUGAUUCUACGCGGAAAUUUCUUUUGCUUCAUCUCAGAACAGUGUACCCAAACGCGUACUGUGCCGAGUAAUAGCAAUCCAGAUCUGCUCCGUAUCUCAAUCUCAGGUGAAAUCGAAGUGGGGGCGGGGUCCAUCACUCCUCAAGCCACCCAGGAUAACCCUCGUUGUGGGCCGAGAAGCCUGAGAGCGUGACGUGCAAACCCCAGGCUGCGAGGUAUGGUGUUGCGAAGAUGUUCAAUAUGCGACCGGAAUUUUACCAAGGCCGAGCAUUACCUUCGACACCAAAGGUCUCACACGAAGGAGCGGCCCUACGAGUGCGUGACCUGCAAGAAGCGCUUCUCGCGGAGUGAUGUGCUCUUUCGACACAGUAAGCUACAUAGUCAACAAACACCCGAGGAACGUGGAGACGCGUCAAGCUCUUUGCUUGGGCCUGUUAGGCCAUCGCCGCCGAAUGGAUCCAUGAUACCAAUCUCAGAGGAACGCAUGAACCCCAAUGGCCCCUUUGCUCGUCCGGAGAGGACGAGUUUUGCUCAGGAUCAAUCCUAUGGCGAUGCGCAUAUGGCUCAUUCACGACACAUGUCAAUGCCUGACUUAUCUUUGGGCCAUCCCCAGUAUAACAUGAGCCCGCAGCAACAUGGCCCUCUUUCCCAAAUGACGCCGUCGCAUGCGUAUACUGGACCUGAGUUUACACCUGUACAGGAGUUUCCUCCAAGUGUGACGACACCUGCAUUGCCAUCGCAUACUUACGAUCCACAACUUGUGUCAAUGGACCACACUCAUAUGGAUGGCUUAAUGUCCGGACCCUUUGGGGUUGGAGGACUACCAGUGCACUCACCCGGGCAAUCUCAAGAUAUGCUGCAAUUUUGGUUGUCGCAAGCAGACAAUGAUCUGGGCUACGGUUCGCUUGCCCUACCAGAUAUGGCUAGCACUCCGUAUACACCAGAAGCCAAUCAGCGACCAGCACGUCUACCAGUACAGAGAGCCGCAACCUCAGAGACCAGUGAUACUGCGUCGACCGGGAACAUACCGAAUGAACGCUUUGCACGAGUCGAAAGCUGUUGGUUGGCGAAGAACAACGGUACUCACCACCUUGCCCAAUCACUUUGGUCCGAUGUCGUCCACAGCCCCGGACCUAACUUAUUUUCGAUCGGACUCUCACAAACUUUAGAAAGGUCAGAUAGCCGAUGGGGUGUUAAUGCCCUGUUACGCUCCCGCCUAGAAGCAGAAUUUGGCGCCCAUUUGCCUCAUUCUGCCGGUGCCUCUGCGCAACGGCCCGGAAACUUUCCUCCGGCAGAAGUGCUCGAGAUAUGUUUGGACCACUACUUCCGCCGAUUUCAUCCAAUGGCUCCUUUCAUCCACGUUCCGACGUUUGAUGCUUCUAACACUCCUCUUCCUCUGCUGUAUGCCAUGUGUAUGCUAGGACUCAGUGCUCUUGAAUCGAGUAACGGUGGAAACUUCAUCUCCAACGCUUUUACGAUCUUACUACGAAAAGUGCACAAUGAUUUGGCACUGAAUGCAAUUACUCCCUCAGCUCCACAUGCACGUCUGGCCAUAUUCGCUGCUGGUUUCUUGACAUUGUGUCUAGCUGCUCUGUCAGGAGACAAAGACCGAUUAGCGCAGUCUCAGACUCUUUAUGCGGCGCUGAUAGCGACAGCACAGAGGCAAGGGGUGUUCUCUGUGGAAGAGCUAGACGUGGAAGACACCAUUGCUGAGGUCAACGAUGAAAACUCUCGAUGGCUAACGUGGGCUCGUAUUGAGAGUGCCAAAAGACUUGUCGUUGCAUUACUUACCACUGAUUGGUGGUUUUCUGCAAAUUCUUCAGUCAGUCCCGCGAUACGGCCAGAGACACUUCAAUUAUGUCUCCCUUGCGACGACGUCCUUUUCCGUGCAGAGUCUACGGCGCGAUGGACCCAGCUGCAACAGAUGGGCAAAAGAAUAUCCAUGCCAAUGAUUAAACCUCGCACAUUCAACCUCGAAGGAGCCUUGGAUUCGGUCAUACUGCUCGAUCCUCCAUUAGAUGCCCCAGGACAGUACACUCUACUCUCGGCCAUCAAACUCUGUGUAUGUGAUGCUCAGCAUCGACACUUCUUACCUACGGACGACUGGGACAGACACGAUCACUUGAUACCAUGGGAGACAUAUCAAGACGAUCUCAGAGCCCGAUCCCUGGUACAGACCACACUAUCACUUGCGCCUGUUAUCACCGGCUCAGUGAAGACUGCAGAUCUCAAUUCCCUAGUCCUGUGGCACAACUUGUGUUUGACACUCAACUCGAACAUGCAGAUCUUCGAGCUUGCAGCAGGUCGUGCAGGCGCGGGUCCAGCAGGCAAGGCUCUUGCCGAUGUGGAGGAUUGGGCCCGCACUUCCUCAGCUCGCAGGGCUUGCAUACACGCCGCGCAUACUUUCCAGCUCCUCAGCAAUCGCAAGGUGUCGGAGAGUGUUACGCUCAACUCCAUGUCUGCACUAUUCUGCUCUGCUCUUGUUCUUGGUCUCUAUCUCUUCACUGUACAAAGCCCGGAAACCGAUAAUACCCGCCCGCCAUAUGAGUUGAUGGAUGACGUUGACUGGACGAUAGUCGGCAAUGCGGGCAUGGCAGAAACUUCGCCUGGGAACAGUCCAGGCAUGAUGUUCGAGUCCUCCCAUGCUUCAAACAUCACUCGCACUUUCAUUGAAGCAGGUGGUCCUGCAUCAAUCAAUGGGGUUGUGGCUACUAGCGGGUUCCAAACUGCAAGACGAACAUUACUGGAUUUCGCGCACUUAAUGGAUGGCAUUGGUACAUGGAAGCCGAGGACGCUGUCACGAAUUUUACACAUCAUGUCUGACGUGUUGGAGGAAUCUAUUUGAAAUCGCAUAAUCUGUAGUCACGAAUCAAUAAUGUAAAUAGUCUCCUCCUUCAAACGGCAUAUGAACAUGCAUGCCUAAUUCUUCUUCCAUUCUGCCUUGUCCCAU
Molecule: messenger RNA, 2970 nt
Organism: Aureobasidium pullulans EXF-150
Lineage: Eukaryota; Fungi; Ascomycota; Dothideomycetes; Dothideales; Saccotheciaceae
Exons: 8
Coding region: 238-2865 (875 amino acids)
Biological process (GO): regulation of transcription by RNA polymerase II; DNA-templated transcription
Cellular component (GO): chromatin
Molecular function (GO): zinc ion binding; DNA-binding transcription factor activity, RNA polymerase II-specific; RNA polymerase II cis-regulatory region sequence-specific DNA binding
Source: RefSeq, a predicted model, not a curated record